UUGCUGCUUUCAGUGAUGGCGUCUGCUGAUCUGAGAGACGAGCUGACCUGCUGUAUCUGCCUGAAUAUUUAUACUGAUCCUGCAACCCUGACAUGUGGACAUAGCUACUGCCGGGUCUGCAUCACAAGAACAUGGGACAACCAGGAGGAGAGGGAAAAUUCCUGUCCUGAAUGCAGACGCAGGUUUAGGGUAAGACCUGAGCUUGAAAGAAACCUGAGAAUGUGUAACAUGGCAGAGAGUUUCCGAUCUACUCACCCAGAGCAGGAGGUGGUUGGUAUCCCCUGUACUUACUGUAUUCACUCCUCUGUACCUGCUGCUAAAACAUGUCUGCUGUGUGAAGCUUCUCUGUGUGAAACCCACCUGAGGGUCCACAGCCAGUCAGCAGAACAUAUCCUAACUGAACCCACAACUUCACUGGGGAACAGAAAAUGCUCCGUCCACAAGAAGGUCCUGGAAUAUUACUGCUCUGUGGAUGCUGCCUGUAUCUGUGUGUCCUGCAGUCUGGCCGGAGAUCAUAGGGGGCACCAGGUGGAGACUCUCAAUAAGGCCUCUGAGAAGAAGAAGGAGAAACUGAGAAAUAUUCUGCAGAAACUGAUCUCAAAAAGAGAGGAGGCUGAGAAAAGAGUCCAAAACCUACAGAAGCUCAGGAAAGAAGUGCCAGAAAAAGCAGCCGGGGUAACAGAGGAAGUCACUGCCCUGAUUAGGGGUAUCAGGGAACAUCUGGAAGCUCUAGAGAAGCGAGUUCUGAGUGAGAUCUCCAGGCAGGAAGAGCAGGUCUCACUCAGAGUCUCAGAUAUAAUCCGGCAGCUGGAAAUAAAGAAGGAGGAUCUGUCCAGGAAGAUGGGUCACAUUGAGGAGCUGUGUAACAUGACGGACCCAUUAACCGUCUUACAAGGAUGGGAAUCAGACAGUGCUGACUAUUGUGAUCCUGAGGAGGGAGAUAAUGAGGCUGACUAUUGUGAUACUGAGGAGGGAGAUAAUGAGGCUGACUAUUGUGAUACUGAGGAGGGAGAUAAUGAGGACAGAGAAAGACAUGAUAAAAAGGUCCGUUCUGUAGGGGAUCUGGAUGUGAUUCUGAUCUCAGUGACCUUACACUCAGGAUUAGCUGGGAUUGUGACCGGAGUAAAGAGACAGCUCCAUGUACCGGGUAAUAUAUCACUGGGGAUAGAAUUCGCUUCAGACUUAUUACUGGAUGUAAACACGGCUAGUAAUGAUGUAACUCUAUCAGAUGAUAUGAAAACUGUAUCCUGGUCAGGAAUAGACCAGAGACGCCCAGGAACACGACAGAGAUUUCAGACCGAUCAGGUUUUAAGUUCCAGUAGUUUCUCCUCAGGGCGACAUUACUGGGAAGUGGAGGGCAGUGAAUCAGGGUGGAGGGGGGUAGGGAUGGCCUAUCCCAGUAUAGGCAGGAAAGAAUAUAAGUCAUGGGUUGGAUGUAAUAUCAAGUCCUGGGGUUUGUGGAGGCAUAAUUUUAAUCGGUAUUAUGUGAAACAUGACCUUAAAGAGAUCAAUUUACCUCACCACCAGUCCAGCCAGAGAUUAGGGAUAUACCUGGACUACGAGGCCGGGCGGCUGUCCUUUUAUGAGCUGUGUGACCCCAUCAGACACUUACACACCUUCACUGCCACCUUCACUGAGCCGCUUCAUGCUAUAUUCGGGGUACAUGAGGAUAAUACCUGGCUGAGAAUUUAUUGAAUGAUUUAUUAAUCUAAUUAAAGAGAUUUAACUGGAAAUCCUGGAGUGCGAAUCAGGAGCCGGUAAUACUGAUCUGAGUGUGGGCGGAGCAUGACAACAGGGUUAGCCCUGCCCACUUUGCUGUUUAGUUUUUAAUUCUGAUUUAACGUGUUGAAUGUAUUGUGUGUGUUGUCUGAGUGUGAUGAGAGUUAUAGUUUAUUGCAUCUGAAAUGUCAGCUACAGGCAGCCUCUGGUACUGGUAGCUGUUCUGGACUUCAACUCCCAUCAUGUGUUUUAUGCCUGCACUAUGUGUGUGAAUGUGUGUGUCAUUAUGUGUGUUAGUGUGUCUGUCGUAA
Messenger RNA from Pelobates fuscus (common spadefoot toad), 2030 nucleotides. RefSeq names its product tripartite motif containing 21 (gene TRIM21). NCBI's taxonomy places the organism in Eukaryota, Metazoa, Chordata, Amphibia, Anura, Pelobatidae. The transcript has a single exon. The record is from RefSeq and is a predicted model, not a curated record. Gene Ontology annotation, molecular function: zinc ion binding; protein binding. The coding region runs from base 16 to 1695 and encodes 559 amino acids.